Molecule: messenger RNA, 2249 nt
Organism: Owenia fusiformis
Lineage: Eukaryota; Metazoa; Annelida; Polychaeta; Sabellida; Oweniidae
Source: the annotation of a GenBank genome assembly
GUGUGGAAAAUUAUGGAAGAAAUCGCCCAAUUUCUGGAGUACAGUGAAUACGAUUUAUUCAACGAUUUCUUGCGAGGACGUAUUCCAGUGUUGGCGCGAAAUCCAAUAACUUCCUCAACACCCAUUGAUGUCGAUGAUGAUGAUGCUGACGAUGGCAUCAUGGACAUUGAGGAAGAUGGGUGGCACAAUCUUCCAGAAAUCAUCAGGGAAGAUAUUUUCUCACUAUUAGACUAUCGUACACGAUUCUACGCCUCUAUGGUAUGCCGUAACUGGUACGAUACAUUUUUUACACCUCGAGUUUGGGCUGAUUUCAUUGUGAAACAACGUAACUUCACUGUGAAACGUUUCAAUUUGUACACAGGCUCACAGCGUGAUAUUGCACACUACAAAGUGCAGAAAUGUCUCGCUAAAGUAGGACAUCAUUUUAAAAGAAUCAUCAUCGAGCCAAACUCUGAUUUUUACAACUUGAGUGGUUUCAUUCGAGUUUUGGCCGGAUUUUUAGCGUUCUUCCAAGAUGAAUACCCAAUGCCUUUACUCCACACCUUUGUAUUUACUUUCGCAUGUGAAACCCGUACCUAUUCAGGCGUGGACAUAUAUGGGACUGGGGGCCAGAUCCUUGAAACAUUGAAGCAUCUGUUAUCUCUAUUGAGGAAUCUCAAGUCGCUUACACUUGAUGAACUACUGCUUGACACCAAAGAGAUCCCAGGUCUGAUGGAGAGUAUCAUGAAACAGAACCAGGAUUCGCUCACACAUCUCUGUCUGAUGAAUUGUUCUAAAGAGCCCUACGGUAUUGGGGAAUUGACCCAGUUUCCUAAUCUACGUACACUGGUUAUAAGCCCUCAGCAUCUAAAUGAUGAAAUUCUGUUGAUGUUAGCGUUCACGAAUAUUGAGAAUCUCCAGAUUACUCAGAAUGAACAUACAUUUGUUGACAAUCUAGUCCCUGUGUCCAUUGAUUGUUGGAAAGAGGUCAAGCAACUCAAUCCAAUGUUUCGAGUUCAGCUGAUAUGCAAAGGGAAAUGUCGUACUGAGAUAGUCUUCCAAGAUCGUGCACCGGUAAAUUCAAUCAUCUAUAGCACACCUUACUCAAGUAUAACUCCAGAUGUGAUUAUGCAUAUCUCUGAACAUUAUAGCAAAACCCUCACUACAUAUGCCCACACUGGUCUGCCAAAGUCGCAUGGUUCGCAGUCCUUUCAUGAGCGAGGGGAUGGAAUGCUGCUGCAUUUGGUGAAAACUUGUCCAAAAUUAAGUACACUCAUUGUAAGACAACGUGUUUCUACGGCAACAUUGUUGUUGAUCGCCAAACAAGCGAAAAGCUUGAAAUCGCUGGUUGUGCGUCGUAAUGCAGUUCUCCUCAAAUCUGAUUGGCCGAAAAUGCUAGAAUGGUCGGAUGAGUUCUACCGAUGGCUACAAUUUAACUCGCGCUCAUAUGAAAGAACAGAGGAAGAGAUUUCUAAGAUCUUAAAUGGACAAUACAAGUGGCGUAUGCUGAAAGACAGGGAGUUCAAACAAGUCAAAGUUCAAUGAAUAGAUUUUUGUGAAUCUCAAUUUUAUGAAUAUUUAUUGUUUGAGAAAUCGAGUAUCAUGUGACAAAAUACAAGACUGCAGUGUCAAUUCAAACGGGACAGAAUGCUUGUUUCCUUUAAAGUACUUCAUAGGUAUUUGUUUGGCUGGUGGCAAGGCAAUUAGAACUUUUUACUUUGAAUUAUUCUGAAUCCAAUAUUUUGUGUUCCUGAUUUAGAGACAUGACAUUUGACUCAAUUUUGUGAACUACUUAUGUGGUGAUGAAAAUUAUGACUCGUAAUCUUUGACAUUGGCAGAUAGUAAUGAAAACAGUGGCACUGUGUUUCUAGUCGUAUUUUUCUAGUCAUGUCCUGGUUUAAUUUUUAAAUGCUAAUAUUCGAGUUAGGGGUCAUGUCUAAGUCAGACACAGAGUAUGCAGCAUAAGAGUUAUCAAGAUUUUUUAGAAGCAAUCAGCCAAACAAAUGUCUUUGAUUUGCAGUGUAAAAUUACAUAUUAUAAUCAUGUAUAGCAUUAGCAAAGGGAAAUAUGCUCUUUCUUGAAGAACCAGAAAGAAAUCUCAAAUCCAUUAAGUGUAUUGUUUGAUAAAAAUGUUUCAUUUUCUGAAAUUGAAGUUUAUAUUAUAAAGACAACAAAUGAUGUAAUAAUUACAGUGUUCUGCCCUCCAAGUGGCAGCAAUUUUGUAACUUUCAUAAUUCUGACCAAAGCUGGUCAAAAUAUGCCAAUUUUUC